Coffea eugenioides is the source of this 1924-nucleotide messenger RNA. RefSeq names its product cellulose synthase-like protein H1. The transcript is spliced from 8 exons. Gene Ontology annotation, molecular function: cellulose synthase (UDP-forming) activity; mannan synthase activity. The coding region runs from base 1 to 1872 and encodes 623 amino acids. The record is from RefSeq and is a predicted model, not a curated record. NCBI's taxonomy places the organism in Eukaryota, Viridiplantae, Streptophyta, Magnoliopsida, Gentianales, Rubiaceae. Gene Ontology annotation, cellular component: plasma membrane; trans-Golgi network. Gene Ontology annotation, biological process: plant-type primary cell wall biogenesis; cellulose biosynthetic process.
AUGGGUUCAAGGCAAAGAUAUCAGAUGCCUGUACUUGAAAUCGGUUUAAAUAAUUCAUGGGCAGAUUCUAACAUUCAUAGUGAAGAGGCUCAAGAAGCUGCUACAGAGGAAUUGCAAUAUCAAUUGCCAGAUCUUAAUUGCAUUAUUGAAGAAGGUUUUGUUCUUGACUUCAACCUUAAUCAAAGUCCUCCAACAACUGAGAUAUCCUCAAGUCAAUUCCUUUUUUACUUGAUCAAAGAGCCAUGUGCAGAAGAUGAAACAGAAGCAAAUCUCGAAGUGAUAGAAUUGGCGGAACCAAAUUUGAAUGCUGAUAACAAUGUCAGUGAUGACAAUCCAAAUUUAGAAGUGGUAAUAUCGGAGAACAAGGAAGGUCUUCCAGAUGGGCUGCCUCAUAUUGUCUACAUCUCCAGAGAAAAGCGCCCAAAUCAUGCUCACCAUUUCAAAGCAGGAGCAAUGAAUGUUCUGGCAAGAGUCUCCGGUGUGAUGACAAAUGCUCCUUUCAUGCUGAAUGUAGACUGUGACAUGUUUGCCAAUAAUCCACAAGUUGUCCUGCAUGCAAUGUGUCUUCUUCUUGGUGUCAAGGAUGAAACGGACUGCGGAUUUGUGCAGUUUCCCCAACAGUUCUAUGAUGGAUUGAAGGAUGACCCUUUCGGAAACCAAAUGGUUGUGACGAUUAAAUACUUGGGGAGAGGAAUGGCUGGGCAUCAAGGCCCCUUAUACGGAGGGACAGGAUGCUUUCAUAGAAGAAAAGUCAUAUAUGGCUCAUCACCAGAGGACAAAUCAGGCCAUGGUAUGAAAGUUAUUAGCUAUUUAGAGAAAACUUUUGGAAAAUCCACAAAAUUCAACAAAUUUGUGGCUCAGGCUUUAUCUUCAUCAAGCAGAACUGCAGAAAGUCCUGAAUCUAUCUCCAAAUCCAUUGAUGAGGCAUGCCAAGUUGCUAGCUGUGGUUAUGAGUACGGUACUUCAUGGGGCAAAGAGAUUGGUUGGAUAUAUGGAUCUAUAACGGAAGAUGUACUUACUGGGCUUAAUAUCCAUUGGAGAGGUUGGAGAACAAUGUGGUUGAGGACCAACCCAAAAGGCUUUCUUGGGACUGCUCCAUCAUGUGGGCCUAAUACACUGAUCCAGCAAAAGAGAUGCUCCACUGGACUUCUUGAAAUACUAUUCACUCCUAAAAGCCCAUUCUUGGGAACUUUGUUCAGAAGGUUGGAGUUCAGGCAAUGCUUGGUCUAUCUCUAUUUCCUUCUUUGGGGCCCAAGGUCGAUCUUCGAAAUAUGUUAUGCUGCUCUACCUGCAUAUUGCAUUUUGACCAACACAAAUUUCCUACCGAAGGUGAACGAACCAGCUAUACUAAUACCAAUUUCCAUUUUUGUGAUCUUUAACACGUAUUGUGUAUCAGAAUACAUUCAAACAAAUCAAUCAAUAAAAUCAUGGUGGAAUAACCAUAGAAUGGCUAGAAUAAUUGCCAUGACUGCAUGGUUAUGUGGAUUCCUUAGUGUCAUAUUCAAGAUCCUGAGGUUGUCUGAGACAGUAUUUGAAGUUACAAAGAAAGAACAAAGUUCAAGCAUUGAAGAUAGUGAUGAGAAACCAGGAAGGUUCACAUUUGAUAAUUCACCAGUUUUUGUGCCUGGCACAGUCAUUUUGAUGGUAAAUUUGAUUGCUUUGGGUAUUGGAUUCUCGAGUUUCAUACAAAGGAGGGGAGGUCAAAUAGAGUGGGGAAUAGGAGAAUUGGUAUGUAGCAUAUGGGUGGUCUUAUGUUUCUGGGCAUUCUUGAAAGGGUUAUUUGAGAAAGGAAAAUAUGGGAUUCCAUCAUCCACAGUUUACAAGUCUGCAGCUCUGGUAUUUGUGUUUGUGCAGAUUUACAAAUCAAGUUGAGGAAUAUGAGACUUUUGUUGUUUUAAGGUUAACUGGUUAAGUAUUGGUUUCA